AUGGCUCAGGCCAGGCGGGAGGCCGAGGCGCUCCGUAACGCCGAGCGGGAAAGACAGCGACGGGCGGCCUUCGAUGAGGCACAAAGAGAAGCGGACGCUGAACGGCAGCGACAGCGACGGGCGGCCUUCGAUGAUGCUGAACGGCAGGCGGACGCUGAACGGCAGCGACAGCGGCGGGCUGCCAUGGAUGACGCCGAGAGAGAAGCGGACGCUGAACGGCAGCGACAGCGGCGGGCUGUCAUGGAUGACGCCGAGAGAGAAGCGGACGCUGAAAGGCAGCGGCAGAGGUGGGCUGCCAUGGAUGAGGCUGAACGGGACGCGGUUGCUGAAAGACAGCGACAGCGGCGGGCGGCCUUCGGUGACGCCGAGAGAGCGGCGCACGCUGAACGUGAGCGACAGCGGCGGGCUGAAUUGCCAGACGAGGUACGUGACGCAGAACGGGCGGCCAACGCGAGGGGUCACAUAGAGGGGCGCCGCAGAGCCGACCGGGCCAAUCGAGCCGCCUGUGACGCCGACUCUGUGCUGUCCGGUCGCCAGCCGGUGGCCAGGCUCGACACGGGGGCACGCGACACGGUAUGUCCGCACUGCGGCGCCCUCCUCUGGCGAGAGGAGCGGGCCACUCUGUGCUGUUCGGGGGGAAAGGUAAACCUAGAUCCCCUGCCCGCCCCGCCACCGCUGCUCCGUGAACUGUGGACGGGUGACACGCUGGAGGCACGCACAUUCAGACAGCACUCCCGGCGCCUGAACACGGCGCUGUCGCUGGCGUCUAUGAUGACACGGGAGGUGAGGCCGGCGGACGGUGGGUAUGCACCAUCAGUGAUCAUUCAAGGUAGGUUGUACCACCGCGUCGGUCCGCUGCAGGCCAGAGACGGGGAGCGGCCGUCGUUCGCCCAGAUUUAUGUGAAUGACCCGGACUGUGACGACCCGGCGGCCGAGGCCGCGCUGCGUCUAGGACACGUGCCGCUGCCCCGCGGCACCCGGGAGCCGGAGCGGGCGCGCCUGCUGACGCUGCUCGAACAGCUGCAGGUCCUGCUGCGUCAGGUAAAUCCCUAUGUGCAGGACUUUAUCCACGCCGCCGAGCUGCCAGAGGAGGAGGUUCAGCAGCAGAGACUGGUGGUAAGUGCCGACGCCCGCCCGGCCGACCAGCACCCCCGACGGUACAACCGCGCCGAGGGGUUCCGGGAGGUGGCCGUGCUGAUGGACGAGGAGCCCGUCCAUCAGGACAUCGUGCUGCGUCGCCGUGCCGAUGCCGAAGGUCCGUUCCUCCAGACGGUAAAUGAGACGCACCGGGCGUUUGAGGCUCUGCACUUCGUGCUCCUUCUGCCGUUUGGCACAGACGGCUGGCAGCCUGACCUACGGCAGGCGGUGGCAAACGGGCGCGGGGACGUGAGGGGCGUGUCGCUGAUGCAGUACUACGCUCAUCGGCUGCAGCUGCGACCCGACCUCGAUGACUCACUGUUCCGCGCAGGACGCCUGUUUCAGGAGUACGUGUGCAUGGCUUUUGCGCGCGUAGAGACCCAGCGUCUGCUGUACCUGGCUCGGAACCAGGCCGGCCUGCGUGCCGAGCUGUACCAGCGCCUACAGGACGCGCUGCCGGGGGACGCCGAAAGGGAGCUGGCCGGCGGAGACCGCGUCGGUCAGCGUGUCAUCCUGCCGGCUUCCUUCACCGGCGGGCCCCGGUACUACCAGCGCAGGUACCAAGACGCCAUGGCCAUCGUGCGAGUGUACGGCAGGCCGACGUACUUCGUGACGUUCACCUGCAACCCAAACUGGCCUGAGAUCCAGGCGGCGCUCCUGGUGUUCCACCUGAAGCUGAAGGCCCUGCUGAAGGAGCUCACCACCAGCGGCAUCUUCGGACGCUGUGUCUCCAUGCUGAUGGUGGUCGAGUUCCAAAAACGAGGUCUGCCGCACGGCCAUAUCCUGGUCAUCGUCCGGCAGGAGGACCGCCCGCGGACUGCCGACGAUGUAGACGCGGUGAUCACGGCGGAACUGCCCGACCCGGCCAGGUCAGACCAGGCGCGCCGCCUGCACGAAAUCGUGGUGAGUACCAUGGUACACCGCCAGUGCGGCGCCGCCAACCCGACGGCCGCCUGCAUGGACGGCGGCCGCUGCUCCAAGGGCUUCCCCAAGCCGUUCGCCAACGAGACAGAGUGGCGGGAUGACCAUCCGUACCCUGUCUACAGGCGGCGACCGGCGGCCGAGGGCGGCCAGGAGUUUGUGCGUGACGGGCGGCUCAUCACCAACCAGUGGGUGGUACCCUUCUCUCCAUACCUGUCCCUGAAAUAUGAGGCUCACGUGAACGUGGAGGUGUGCUGUUCGGUGCAGAGUGUCAAGUAUCUUUUCAGGUACAUCUACAAGGGCCCGGACCGCCAGAUGGUGCGCGCUGACAACCUGAUCGGCGGCGAUGACGAGAUCGCCGAGUACCAGGACAUGCGCUCGAUCGGCGCCAGUGAAGCCUGCUGGCGUCUGUUCGACAUGCCGAUGAGCCAGCGGCAGCCGAACGUGGUCGCUCUACAGGUGCACCUCGAGGAUCACCAGCUGGUGUACUUCGAGCCGGGACAGGAGCGGCAGGCGGCUCAGGCCGCCCGACGCACCCACCUCACCGCCUGGCUGGAGUAUAACCGGGAGUCGGCCGCCGCCGACCCGGACUGCCGCCGACUGCUCUACCCGGACUUCCCGUCGCGGUAUACCUGGCAGGCCGGCCAGAAGGUGUGGCGCAAACGGCGCCAACAGCAGGCGGCAGAGGCCAUCGGCCGCGUGGUGAGCCUCUCACCGCGUCACGGCGACGUGUUCUAUCUCCGCGUGCUGCUGCACCACGUCGCGGGGGCGACGUCCUUUGAGGAGCUGCGCACCGUGGACGGCGUGGUCUGUGCCACCUAUCGUGAGGCGUGCUGCCUGCGCGGCCUUCUGCAGGACGACCGCGAGUGGGAGGUGACGAUGGAGGACGCGGCGCACGCACAGAUGCCGGCUCAAAUCCGGCGCCUCUUCGUGACGCUGCUGCUCUUCUGCGCACCAGCCGAUCCGUCAGAGCUGUUCCGGCGUCACCUGGACGCCAUGUCUGAUGACUUCGGCCGUCGUCAUCGCGACCUGCCGGACGAGCUGCGCGCUGCACUAACACUGGUGGACCUGGAGCGGCAGCUACAGCAGGCCGGCAAAGAGCUCCGAGACUUCGGUCUGCCGGAGGUGACGCCCGAUCAGCGGGCGCGGGCAGCUGAGCUGCAGCAGGCCGCCGAGCUGCGCCAGCUGCCGCGGCUCAUUCAAGAGGAGCUGGAAUAUGACGCAGCAGCGCUCAGAGACCAGGUGGCCAUCCAGCUGCCCACUCUGCUGCCGCCGCAGCGCCACGUCUUCGACCUGGUGAUGACGGCCGUCGACGGGCGGCGUCCGCUGGCCGUGUUCGUGGACGCCGCUGGUGGCACCGGAAAGACGUACGUCUUCAACACGCUGCUGGCGGCGGUGCGCUCGCAGGGUAUGGUAGCGCUCGCAGUGGCCUUCAGUGGAAUUGCUGCCACUCUGCUGGACGGCGGGCGCACAUACCACUCGCGUUUUAAGGCACCGCUGCAGGUGGACGCGACAUCAACGUGCGCCAUCAGCGCGCAGAGCCCGCUGGCGGAGCUCAUCCGACGGACGGCGCUCAUCGUGUGGGACGAGGCGCCUAUGGCCCACCGUCACCACCUGGAGGCGUUCGACCGCACGCUGCGUGACGUCACUGGCAGCGAGGAGCCGUUCGGCGGAAAAGUCCUCGUGCUGGGCGGGGAUUUCCGCCAAAUUCUCCCAGUCAUCAGGCACGGUACCCGCGCACAGGUGGUGGACGCCUGUCUGCGGCGGUCAGCGCUGUGGCGUCACUUCAUUGUGGCGCCGCUGCUGGAGAACAUGCGGGCGCGGCGGGCAGCCGGGCCGGACGGUCCAGAGCUGCGGGCGUUCUGUGACUGGCUGCUCGAGCUGGGAGAGGGGCGCGCAGAGGGCCCCGAGGAUGGGGCGACACGGUGA
Molecule: messenger RNA, 3987 nt
Organism: Amphibalanus amphitrite
Lineage: Eukaryota; Metazoa; Arthropoda; Thecostraca; Balanomorpha; Balanidae
Exons: 6
Coding region: 1-3987 (1328 amino acids)
Biological process (GO): DNA repair; telomere maintenance
Molecular function (GO): DNA helicase activity
Source: RefSeq, a predicted model, not a curated record